This is a messenger RNA of Schistosoma bovis, 1481 nucleotides long. The record is from the annotation of a GenBank genome assembly. NCBI's taxonomy places the organism in Eukaryota, Metazoa, Platyhelminthes, Trematoda, Strigeidida, Schistosomatidae.
GCGAGAGCAAAGAAAUCAAUCAAUUUAUACAAGCUCGUCACAAUAAUAUUGGAUAUUGGAAAUCUAGUAGAAGUUAAGGUCACUAGUAUAAAACGUCCAAGGUGCACCCCAUUUAAUUCCUCUCUUCAGUCAUAGGUCAUUUCAUUCAUCGUUCUGGAGUCAUUGGAAUAAACUUCUGUCACUAAUUUCAAACCUAAUCCAAUCUCGACCAAACCUGUUCACAUUCAAGGAGGAUACCUACUAACUUGCCUUAAAAUAUGCAGAAUUUCUCCCAUACAAUAUGGAUGGGUGACCUGGAACCUUACAUGGAUGAAAUGUUUAUUAAACGAGCCUUUGAAACAUCAGGUGAAAAUAUAGUGAGUGUAAAAGUUAUCCGAAACAAGGCGACUGGGCAAACUCUUGGUUAUGGUUUCAUAGAGUUUGCUAACUCAACAUCUGCGAGAGAUGCAAUGCUGAAGUUGAAUGGCAAGCUCAUUCCUGGAGCCCCUACCAGAAGAUUUAAACUUAAUCACGCUAGUUACGGGAAAGAUAGCACUUCUAGUAAUGAAUGUUCGUUAUUUGUUGGUGAACUAACAGAAGAUGUUGAUGAUCUUGCUUUAUUCAAUGCUUUUAAAAAAUACCCAACAUGCCGUUCAGCUAAAGUUGUGAUGACAAAUGGCAAGUCUCGUGGAUACGGUUUUGUUCGUUUCCUCACUGAAUCUGAUAUGGAUAAAGCGUUGAUUGAAAUGCAAAAUUAUUGUGGUUUAGGCUAUAAACCGAUUCGAGUGAGUCUUGCUAUUCCGAAGCGUUAUAAUGCAGAUGGAAGUCUGGUUGUUACUACAACAGCAUCUGAGACGAGUUCAGUGGUUCCAAGUGGUAUGCCCGAUCCAUUCACUGCUGCAGUUGCGGCUGCUGUAACGGGGAAUUCUGCAGCUCAAGCAGAAUAUUAUCAAGCUUAUCAACAAUACUAUCAACAGUACUAUGCUUCUCAAUAUGCAGCCCAGUUUUAUUCCAGUGAAUCAUCUACAAAUGGCGACUUAGCUAAUUCUGGAAUAACAUCGAUUGCCGGUGGUGGUACGCUUGUAGGCGAUGCUACAGUUCAACAGCAUGCAUUCGUCGAUGCUGCUGCCUCACAUUUAUAUGCUAGAGCACUUCAGCAAGGCACCGGCUCACAUGAAUAUGCCCCAGAGCCACAUGUUUUAUCAUCAGCUUGUGAUCGUCCACGACAUGUAGAUGAUUUAGAUGAAGUGUUCAAUUUUCUAGAAGCAUCACGAUGGCAUGUCACUGAUCCAUCAUUGGGAUUAUUUAUUAAAAUAAGACCAUAACUAUUUAUUCACCUUUAUUGUUCCUUUUUUAGUAAAGUACGUUGUAUUUUUAUAAGUUUGAACAAAGUAUAUUGAGUUUCCUUUUUUUUAAAAAAAAGUAUUGGGAUUAUGUGAUGUAAAUACAUUUCAUGUAUAUGUAUGUUUUUAUUUUUGUUUCAUAUGAAUAUUUGAUUAUCA